This is a messenger RNA of Spea bombifrons (plains spadefoot toad), 2050 nucleotides long. RefSeq names its product class I histocompatibility antigen, F10 alpha chain-like. Lineage: Eukaryota; Metazoa; Chordata; Amphibia; Anura; Pelobatidae. The record is from RefSeq and is a predicted model, not a curated record. The transcript is spliced from 9 exons. Gene Ontology annotation, cellular component: external side of plasma membrane. Bases 85 to 1131 code for a protein of 348 amino acids. Gene Ontology annotation, biological process: immune response.
GCUCCUGACUCACAGGGGGUUUCCGGUUGACUCGGGCUGUUAGUUCGGGAUCAGUCUGUGGUAUUCUCGUUCCGGGGCCCCGAUAUGUCCGCAUACAGGGGGGUAAAGAUGUGGCCCCUGCUGCUCAUUGUGGGGGUGUCCGGGGUGUAUUGCGGUCACUCUCUCCAGUAUUAUUACACCGCGGUCUCGGCUCCGGGACACGGUCUGCCGGAGUAUAUUAUGGUCGGGUAUGUGGACGGGAUCCAGAUAUCGGAUUAUAACAGCGACCGCGGCCGGACUGUCCCUGUCGCUCGGUGGAUGGAGAAAGCGGGACCGGAAUACUGGGAGAGAGAGACACAGAAAGGCAAAGGCCACGAGGCUGUAUUUAAAUACAAUGUGAGGACAGCAAUGAGCCGCUUCAACCACACCGGAGGUGUCCAUUCCUUCCAGGCGAUGUACGGCUGUGAGCUGAGGGAUGACGGCAGCACCGGGGGGUACGAGCAGCGCGGAUAUGACGGGGGGGAUUUCCUCGUCCUGGACACCGAGCGCUGGGUUUAUGUUCCGGUCGUUGCCGAGGCGCAGAUCACCGCACAGAGAUGGAACGGUCCGGAGCUGCGAGUGGGAGAGAGAUAUAAGAAUUACCUGGAGAUCGAGUGUAUAGAAUGGCUGAAGAAAUACAUCGAGAACGGACGGGAGGAGCUGGAGCGGAGAGUUGCCCCGGAGGUGAAGGUUUCAGCCCAGACUUUAGAGGGGGCCACAAAGCUUCACUGCCAGGUGUACGGGUUUUACCCCCGCGAGGUGGACGUGAAUUGGAAGAGGAACGAGAUAGAUAUUCCCUCGGAUGAGGCCAAACAGGUUCUCCCCAAUACCGACGGCACUUACCAGAUCAGGGUCACCGUGGAAGUGACUCCAAAAGAGGGGGACAGUUACUCCUGCCACGUGGACCACGGCAGCCUGGCAGAGCCACUCAUUGUGAUGUGGGAUCCGAGGAAGGGCGGAAGCAGCAGCACCGUGUACAUCGUCAUUGCAGUCGUUGCAGGGAUCGCUGUCGCUGCUGCUGUUGGGUUUAUAUUAUGGAAGAGGAGAGGCAGACGUCCCGUUUACACCCCGACUGGCACGUCAGAUGGGUCUCCGGCCGCACCCACGACGUAAAUCUCCGCAAACAGAAGGGAUCCGUGCCGGGAAUUCCGUGUAGGAGAUGGGAGAAAAUCCCCCGCCUGGCGCCGGUCCCUGCGUCCACUUCUUAUAACUCACAGAAAUCAAAAGCUUUUAUAGGAAUUGCUUAAAGUCGUAUAAUCUGCUUUAUACUUGCAAAUAUACUCAUAUAAAUACCUGGGAACUCUCCGGGUCAACACCUGAAUCCUCCGGGUCGCGGGGUCUUGACAUGGCCCACCCUUUUCCCCUUUAAAUAAGGAUAUUUCCCAUGAUGUCAGCGGGUAGUCCUGGCCGCGUCCCUCUAGAGUAGGCUCUGGGUAGCCGGAGCCCAGAAGUUCCCAGGUUUGUUCAUAUACAGUAAGUUUUAGUGGGUGAUUCACUGCUUUGCUACAAUAAGAUACUCGGUAAUAUUUUUGCCUCAUUAUCUAUAAAUAAGGGUAGAAUAUGGGGGUCUCGGGCUGUAAUAAUCUCUGUUUGAUGAGAGAUAUGUAAAUGAGGACAAACUCAGAACCUCAGACAGAAAGCACUGAGACACGUAAAACAUGGAGGAUUCCGGGGGUUCUGGCGACUGCAGACCAGUAAGCCUUACAUCAGUAUCUUGGCAAGAGACAGCUUGUAGCUGAUUGUUCAGAGGAGGCCCUUCUUACUAGCGGGGGACCUCGGGGACCCAUUUUUUCAUGUUUUUAUAAAAACAUUACAGGUGGUCUUGAAGAUAAGGCGCGUCUCUUCAACAAUACAGAGGUCUGUAAGCCAUUGGCUGAUGGUAAACGGGAUCUGUGAGGGGCGACAACAGACGAGAUGGGGCUUGGAAAUAAUUAUUUUAAGAGCUUAAGGACUGGCGGGUUAUUAAUUAUUUUUGUGAUGUUUAGAUCUGUUUAACGCGCAAUAAAAUGAUUACAAUAAAAUAUAUAUAAAA